CACCAAUAAGAUGUAUGCCAACCGUGAUUAUAAAGAAAAAGAACAAGACGAUGACGACAACAGCAGAGUAGAGGGGACAGUUCACGAUCUGCUGCUUCCACACAGAAAUUCAUGAUCAGUGAAACAACAAUCACAAGGUCAGUGAUUUCAACAACAAAUGCUGGAACUUUCCCAUCCGUUUAAAAGUGCAGACAAGCAUCAAACCAUCAGGAAGAAAUGGAAUCUGCAAAGAUUAAAGAGGAACAUGAGAACAUGAGUGAUCCAGAACCCUGCAGAAUGAAACGCAUUGAAGAACAGAGAGACCAGAUGGAAGAGAACGAGAAUAGUGAAGAACUGAAUGAAGUGGAGGAGAAACCUCUGAGUCACUCGAAAACUAAAACUAAAUUUAAGAAAAGAAGACCUGAGAAAUCUUUCACCUGCACUCAGUGUGGAACAAGUUUCAGAUACAAAAACGCUCUUGAGAUUCACAUGAGAAUCCACACGGGAGAAAAGCCACACAUGUGUGAUCAAUGCGGAAAGAGUUUCCCAUACAAACAAAGUCUUAAGAUUCACAUGAGAGUUCAUACUGGAGAGAGACCAUAUGCAUGUGAUAAAUGUGGAAAGAGUUUCCCUUACAGUCGAAGUCUUGUGUUUCACAUGAGUGUUCAUACUGGAGAGAAGCCGUUCACUUGUGAUCAGUGUGGAAAGAGUUUCAUACAUUCAUCGAACUUUAAACGACACAUGAAGAUCCACACUGGAGAAAAGCCCUUCACGUGUGAUCAAUGUGGUAAAACAUUUCUUAGAGCAUCACAACUGAAGACACACCUGACAGUUCAUAUGAAGGAGAAGCCACAUUCAUGUUCUUCAUGUGGAAAGAGUUUUUCACAGCUGGUGGGUUUAAAAUCUCAUCAGAAAUUACAUGACGCUGUGAAAGAUAAUGUGUGCUUUGCAUGUGGGAAGACUUUUGCUUCAGUGAAUGUUUUAAAACGGCACCAGAGGAUUCACACUGGAGAAAAACCUUACAAGUGUUCACACUGUGACAAGAUAUUUCGUUGGUCAGUAGAUCUGCAAAGACAUGAGUGGAUCCACACUGGAGAGAUGCCAUACACAUGUGAUCAGUGCGGGAAGAGUUUCACACGCAAACUAAGUUUUAGAGUUCACAUGAGGAUCCACACGGGAGAGAAGCCGUACACAUGUGAUCAGUGUGGAAAGUGUUUCACGUGUUUAACAAACCUUAAAGGACACAUGAAAAUUCACACUGGAGAAAAGCCACAUGCAUGUGAUCAAUGCGGCAAAACAUUUCUUGUUUCAUCAGCCCUGAAGAAACACCUGACAGUUCAUAUGAAGGAAAAACCAUAUUCAUGUUCUUCAUGUGGAAAACGUUUUUCAUGGAGGCAAAGUUUAAAAUCCCAUCAGAAAUUACAUAAUCCUGUGAGGGAUCAUGUGUGUUUUCAUUGUGGGAAGACUUUUGCUUUGGUGAAUCUUUUAAAAUUGCACCAGAGGUAUCACACCGGAGAAAAACCUUACAAGUGUUCACACUGUGACAAGAGAUUUAGUUGGUCAGUAGAUAUGAAAAGACAUGAGAGGAUCCACACUGGAGAGAAACCGCACACAUGUAAUCAGUGUGGGAAGAGCUUUACACGCAAACAAAGUCUUAGAGCACACAUGAGGAUCUCACCAUCAGUGAUUUCAACAAUAGAUGCUGGAAUUUCCCCAUCAGUUUACAAGUGCAAACAAGCAUCAAACCAUCAGGAAGAAGAGAAAUCUGCAAAGACUGUAUUUAUUAAAGAGGAAAGUGAGAACAUGAGUGAUCCAGAACCCUGCAGAAUGAAAGACAUGGAAGAAGACCCGAUGGAAGAGAAGAGUGAAGAACUGAAUGAAGUGGAGGAGAAACCUCGUGUUAAACCUGAAGAGAAACCUCUGUGUCACCCAAAAACUGAAACUAAAUUUAAGAAAAGAAGACCUGAGAAAUCUUUCACCUGCACUCAGUGUGGAACAAGUUUCAGAUACAAAAACGCUCUUGAGAUUCACAUGAGAAUCCACACGGGAGAAAAGCCACACACGUGUGAUCAAUGUGGAAAGAGUUUCCCAUACAAACAAAGUCUUAAGAUUCACAUGAGAGUUCAUAAUGGAGAGAGACCAUAUGCAUGUGAUAAAUGUGGAAAGAGUUUCCCUUACAGUCGAAGUCUUGUGUUUCACAUGAGAGUUCAUACUGGAGAGAAGCCGUUCACUUGUGAUCAGUGUGGAAAGAGUUUCAUAAAUUCAUCAAACUAUAAAAGACACAUAAAGAUCCACACUGGAGAAAAGCCCUUCACGUGUGAUCAGUGCGGUAAAACAUUUCUUAGAGCAUCACAACUGAAGACACACCUGACAGUUCAUAUGAAGGAGAAGCCACAUUCAUGUUCUUCAUGUGGAAAGAGUUUUUCACAGCUGGAGGGUUUAAAAUCCCAUCAGAAAUUACAUGAAGCUGUGAAAGAUUAUGUGUGCUUUGCAUGUGGGAAGACUUUUGCUUCAGUGAAUGUUUUAAAACGGCACCAGAGGAUUCACACUGGAGAAAAACCUUACAAGUGUUCACACUGUGACAAGAUAUUUCGUUGGUCAGUAGAUCUGCAAAGACAUGAGUGGAUCCACACUGGAGAGAUGCCAUACACAUGUGAUCAGUGCGGGAAGAGUUUCACACGCAAACUAAGUUUUAGAGUUCACAUGAGGAUCCACACGGGAGAGAAGCCGUACACAUGUGAUCAGUGUGGAAAGAGUUUUACAUGUUUAUCAAACCUUAAAGGACACAUGAAAAUCCACAGUGGAGAAAAGCCACAUGCAUGUGAUCAAUGCGGCAAAACAUUUCUUGCUUCAUCAGCCCUGAAGAAACACCUGACAGUUCAUACUAAGGAGAAGAGUUUUACACACAAACAAAGUCUUGGAGCACCAAUAAAUGUUGGAAUUUCUCCUUCAGUUUACAAGUGCAAACAAGAAUCAAACCAUCAGGAAGAAGAAAAAUUAGCAAGGACUGAAUUCAUUAAAGAGGAAAGUGAGAACAUGAGUGAUCCAGAACCAAGCAGAAUGAAACACAUGGAAGAACAGAGAGACCUGAUGGAAGCGAACGAGAUGAGUGAAGUGGAGGAGAAACCUCAUGUCAAACCUGAGAAAUCUUUCACCUGCACUCAGUGUGGAACGAGUUUCAGAUACAAAAACGCUCUUGAGAUUCACAUGAGAAUCCACACGGGAGAAAAGCCACACACGUGUGAUCAAUGUGGAAAAAGUUUCCAAUACAAACAAAGUCUUAAGAUUCACAUGAGAGUUCAUACUGGAGAGAGACCAUAUGCAUGUGAUAAAUGUGGAAAGAGCUUCCAUUACAGUCGAAGUCUUGUGUUCCACAUGAGUGUUCAUACUGGAGAGAAGCAGUUCACUUGUGAUCAGUGUGGAAAGAGUUUCAUACAUUCAACAAACUUUAAACGACACAUGAAGAUCCACACUGGAGAAAAGCCCUUCACGUGUGAUCAAUGCGGUAAAACAUUUCUUAGAGCAUCACAACUGAAGACACACCUGACAGUUCAUAUAAAGAAGCCACAUUCAUGUUCUUCAUGUGGAAAGAGUUUUUCACAGCUGGAGGGUUUAAAAUCUCAUCAGAAAUUACAUGACGCUGUGAAAGAUAAUGUGUGCUUUACAUGUGGGAAGACUUUUGCUUUAGUGAAUCUAUUAAAACGGCACCAGAGGAUUCACACUGGAGAAAAACCUUACAAGUGUUCACACUGUGACAAGAUAUUUCGUUGGUCAGUAGAUCUGAAAAGACAUGAGACGUUCCACACUGGAGAGAUGCCAUACACAUGUGAUCAGUGCGGGAAGAGCUUCAUGCGCAAACAAAGUUUUAGAAUCCACAUGAGGAUCCACACGGGAGAGAAGCCGUACACAUGUGAUCAGUGUGGAAAGAGUUUCUCAUUAAAGCAAAGUUUUGAUGUUCACAUUAGAGUCCACAGUGGAGAAAAGCCGUACGCAUGUGAUCAGUGUGGCAAAACAUUUCUUGAUUCGUCAACCCUGAAAAAACACCUGACAGUUCAUUUGAAAGAGAAGCCUUAUUCAUGCUCUUUAUGUGAAAAAAGUUUUACACGGCUGGAUGGUUUAAAAUCCCAUCAGAAAUUACAUGACGGUGUGAGAGAUUAUGUGUGCUUUGCGUGUGGGAAGACUUUUGUUGCAGUGAAUCUUUUAAAACGGCACCAGAGGAUUCACACUGGAGAAAAACCUUACAAGUGUUCACACUGUGACAAGAUAUUUCGUUGGUCAGUAGAUCUCAAAAGACAUGAGCAGAUCCACACUGGAGAGAAACCGCACACGUGUGAUCAGUGCGGGAAGAGCUUCACACGCAAACAAAGUCUUAGAGCACACAUGAUGAUCCACACGGGAGAGAAGCCGUACGCAUGUGAUCAGUGCGGGAAGAGCUUCACACGCAAACAAAGUUUUGAUGCUCACAUGAGAAAACACAAUGGAGAAAAUCGGUACGCAUGUGAUCAAUGUGGUAAAACAUUUCUUGUAUCAUCAUCCCUGAAGAGACACCUGACAGUUCAUACACAAGAGAAGCCGCUUUCACUUUCUUAAUGUGGAAGUUGCAAAGUUUAAAAUCACAAACACUGUUGUAAGAGCUCAUAUUCGCAUUAAGUGUAGGAAGACUUUCUUUGCCAGUCAAUUUAAAAUGGUACCAAAGGAUUCACACUGGAGAAAAUUUUUCAAACGGUUCACACUGCACCAAGAGAUUCUGAAGCUACACAUGAAGAUUCAUACAAUAAAGAAACCAGACUAUGGUUAUCUGUGCAUAUAGUUUCACAGUGUUGUCUUCUUAAUUCACUCAGAACAAUCACAGCUGAAAUCGAAGUAAGCUCUUCAUCUCUAUGUGCUGAGCAAUACAGUCUCUUCUGUGUAAGGUAGUUUCCUAACAACCACAAUAAGUGACAGAACAUUUUGUUGGUGGCUUGAAAGUAUGUCAUUAUUAUGAGACAUGAUGUCAUUAUUAUGAGAUAUGAUGUCAUUAUUAUGAGAUAUGAUGUUGGGGUUCCUCAAUUGGCAGCCUUUGCCAAUUUCAAGCAGUGCUAUUAAGGUAAUGUUGGUGAAAAUUAAAAUAAAGCAUCAUUGACAGUUUAGUCUAAAAGUAUUAAAAAAAAGUGGAAACAAAAUAAACUAUACAAAUGUGAAUGGACUGAACAAAUUAAUUUUAUUUGCCUGACCACCACAAUUCAAAGCCACCAUGUUAUGCAUGCAGACUAACAUUUAACGCUAUUUCAAUACAUUGCACAGCAAUCUUUACUGCAAUUAUCUAGAACAUUGUGAGAGCCGCAAACAGAAGGUAACACAAUUGGUGGCAGCUUACGAGCAAUCAGUUGCUGUUCUUCACAAAAACACAUCCUUGCAGGUGAAUGCAUGUGGCUUGGAACCUGGCAAAAACCAAAAAGCCAUUCACGGAUGCAGCAUUAAUUAAAAACUGCAAUUCACAUGAAGGAUGUUUUAAAUCACGAUGACAGAGCAAAAAAACUUUAAUGGAUGCGGAGCUAUUAAAGAAGGUGCCAUUAUCCGAUUGCAUGGUAACAAGAAGAACAGAGGUAUUGGUGGGUGAUUGUCUGUCCAGUCUUUUAUCGGACAUGAAGAAAGCUGAAGUCAUGUCACUUUCAACAGACUCGUCUUGCGACUGAACUGACAUUGAACCAUUGAAAAACUGGAUGAUUUUGUAUCUUCACUCUGGAAUAAUUGGCAAAUGACUUUAGUCCAAUUACGCUCACAUCAGUUCUUUGCAUGUAUGGAGCACAGUGUGUAAGGGAGAUCCAUUGACUCCCUACUGUUUAGAUAUUGGGCCAGUCGGAGCACUGUGGACACCUCCCUCAUAUAAAUAAAGUUCAACAUUAUCUAAAUAAGCCAAAAUGUAUGUAUUAGAAUACUCUUUAUGGAGUAAUACUCGCCUUUAUGAUUUAGGUGUUAGUUGUUGGAUGAUAUCAUGGAUUAAGGAAUUAUCAAGAGAUUGACCUCCGCCUGUUUGUAUUAAUAAUGUCAUGUGUGACUGCUUGGUUUUAAAUACUGGGGUACCGCAGGGAUGCGUCCUGUCUCCAAUACUGUUUUAUUCAUACAUCAAUGAACUGCUUUGUGAUGAAGAUAACCCCUCCCUCAUAAAGUAUGCAAAUGCAAUAAAUGAAUUGCUCCUCAUAUUUUGAUUAUAUCGACAUGGACAUUGUGCCUAGGGGCCAUAAAAAUACAUUGUGCCCAGGUGCAUCUGAAUUCCUAAUCCGGGCCUGGACGGAACUUUUUGAAAAUUUCAUAUCACAAUUAUAGUGACCAAAGUUCACGAUCACGAUUAUAAGUAUUAUCAAGGCAGAUGAAAACAUUAAUGACAAUGUUAAAAAAGAACUGAGAAUCUCACUGAAAACCUUUUGAAAAGUUUUAUAUUUGAAAAUUAACAAAAAAAUUGCAACUAUAUGCACUUUUUUUAGAAUCAGAAAGAGCUUUAAGAUGUCAAGCGAUAGAGACACAAAAUAAAAAUAAGUGAUUAAAAAUAAAUGUGUAAAGGCAAUACACGAUAGAAAAAAUACAAUAGACAGUAUAAUGUAUGUACAGAUAAAUAGGAUUGGGUAUUAUUUGAAUUGUAUUGAUUCCAAUGUGAUUAAAUAAUGAUAUCAAACAUUUA
Messenger RNA from Carassius gibelio (silver crucian carp), 6637 nucleotides. Its product is annotated as zinc finger protein 62 homolog. The transcript has 5 exons. The record is from RefSeq and is a predicted model, not a curated record. The coding region runs from base 217 to 4569 and encodes 1450 amino acids. NCBI's taxonomy places the organism in Eukaryota, Metazoa, Chordata, Actinopteri, Cypriniformes, Cyprinidae.